GUCACUGACUGAGGAAGUAAACAGUGACGUAGACCUUCUGUCGGUUCGGACCAGACGGGUUAGCCUUCAUUGCCCUUGCGCAUCGAUGAGCCUUGGGCGCCCAACACCCUGUCACUUGUUUGUGGUUUGUCCCUCCUGGGACCACUUAUGGUACUCACUACUGCUGACCGGGAGCAUCCCACAAGCCUUGCCAUUUCAGAGAUGCUACAACUCUGUCGUCUGGUCAUAACAAUUUGGCCCUUGUCAAAGUCAUUCAGGUCUUUACUCCUACCCAUUUCUCCUGCAUUCAACACAUUGACUACGAGAAUGGAUUGUUCGCUUACCAUCUAAUCUACCCAGACCUUGACAUGUGGCCUUGUUAGGAGAUGAUCAACGUUAUUCGAUUCACCUGUCUUAAUAAAUUAAUCAGGAGAUAAAAGAUGAGUAGUCAAGGUGCUGCUCGCGGGUCAUGGAGGGGUGGAAGCAGCUCAGAUGCUAGAGGAGGAAGAGGAGGGUGGAGAGGAGGAAGAGGAUGGAGCUCAGGUGGAUACAAACCCUGGAGAGGCCGUCCCUGGAACAGAGGAGGAGGAGGAGGAGGAGGAGGAGGAGGAGGAGGAGGAGGAGGAGGAGGAGGAGGAGGAGGAGGAAGAGGAAACUAUUCCACCAAUAGUACACAACACGGGACCAGAAUUACUCCACAAGUCAGUCAAGCAACUCUUGAUAUCAUGUGUCCAUAUAAAGGAUGGAGACUCUAUUUUUCUGAAGGUUUUGUUCAAAGUUCCCCAUAUGUUGAGAAGAUAAAGGCAUUUGAACAGUACUUCACAUCACAAAUAGAUCUGUAUGAUAAGGAUGAGAUUGAAAGGAAAGGCAGUAUUUUGGUGGACUACAAAGACCUUCUCUCCAACAAACAGAUUUCACAUAUUUUACCUGGUCUUGCUAAAGAUCUGAAAGAAAUGCCUGAGAAGAUACUGGACUGCUUGGGCUUAGCAAUUCAUCAGGUGUUGACUGUGGAUCUUGAGAGACAUGCAGCUGAACUUCAGGGACAGGAAGAGCUUCCUUCAGGGGUACGACCCAUAAUUAACAUCCCUCAUAUCAGCGCCAGGGUGUAUAACUAUGAGUCACUGACUCCUUUGAAAAGUCUGAGAGCAAAUUUAUACGGCAAGUUUGUUGCGAUCAGAGGUACCGUGGUAAGAGUGAGUAACAUUAAACCGCUCUGCAGUAAACUGGCUUUCAUCUGUAACAGUUGUGGAGAUACACAAAGCAUUACACUGCCUGAUGGGAAAUACACUACACCCACUAAGUGUUUACAACAUGAAUGCCGUGGUCGGACGUUCACUCCAAACAGAAGUUCACCUCUGACACUCACUGUCGACUGGCAGACGAUAAAGGUUCAGGAGCUGAUAUCAGACGAUCAGCACGAGUCGGGUCGAAUCCCACGCACUAUUGAAUGUGAGCUCACGCAGGAUCUGGUGGACAGCUGUGUACCUGGAGACAUGGUCACCAUCACAGGAGUCAUUAAAGUGUCCAGUGAAGAAGGAAAUGGCAGAUAUAAGAAGGACAAAUGUAUGUUCCUGUUGUACAUUCAGGCAAAUUCUGUCAGUAACUCUAAGGGUCAGAAGAGCAAAGCCACCUCAGAAUCAGAAGGCCAGGGACCUUCUGUGGAGUUCUCCAUUAAAGAUCUCUACGCCAUCCAGGAGAUCCAAGCUCAAGAAGACCUCUUCAAACUAAUAGUAAACUCUCUUUGUCCGUCGAUUUACGGCCAUUUGCUUGUUAAAGCAGGAUUGGCGCUGGCUUUGUUUGGGGGAUGUCAGAAGUAUGUUGAUGAUAAGAAUCGUAUCCCAAUAAGAGGAGACCCUCAUAUGCUUAUUGUCGGAGACCCUGGACUUGGCAAAAGUCAGAUGUUACAGGCUGUGUGUAACGUGGCCCCGCGGGGUGUGUAUGUUUGCGGCAACACUACCACCACCUCAGGACUGACUGUCUCACUGUCCCGGGAGAGCGGAUCAGGAGACUACGCUCUUGAAGCUGGAGCUCUGGUGUUAGGAGAUCAAGGUAUUUGUUGUAUUGAUGAGUUUGAUAAGAUGGGCAGUCAGCAUCAGGCUUUACUUGAGGCCAUGGAGCAGCAGAGCAUCAGUCUGGCUAAAGCUGGGAUUGUCUGCUCACUUCCUGCUCGAACCUCCAUCAUCGCAGCGGCCAAUCCAGUCGGAGGACAUUAUAAUAAAGCCAAGACUGUCUCUGAGAACCUGAAAAUGGGAAGUGCGCUGCUGUCCAGGUUUGAUCUGGUAUUUAUCUUGUUGGACACGCCGAAUGAAGAUCACGAUCACCUGCUCUCUGAGCACGUGAUGGCGAUGCGAGCAGGAAAGAAUGGCACGAUUAGCGGCGCUGCAGUCACACGCUACAGCACGCAAGAGUCCAACAUCUCCAUUCUGGAGGUCUCAUCAGAGAAACCCCUCGCUGACAGACUCAAACUUGUUCCUGGAGAGAAUUUUGACCCCAUUCCUCAUCAGCUCCUGAGGAAGUACGUUGGUUACGCCCGGCACUAUGUCCACCCAAGUCUCUCUGCUGAGGCGGCGCAGGUUCUGCAGGACUUUUAUCUGGAACUGCGCAAACAGAACCAGACCGCCGACAGCACGCCCAUCACCACCCGGCAACUGGAGUCCCUCAUCAGACUCACUGAGGCAAGAGCUCGUGUGGAGCUGAGAGAGAAAGCUACACAGAGUGAUGCAGAAGAUGUUGUAGAAAUCAUGAAACACAGUUUAACUGACACCUACUCUGAUGAAUUUGGCCGUCUGGAUUUUGACCGAUCUCAACUCGGCUCUGGGAUGAGCAACCGCUCGAAAGUCAAGAAAUUUGUUGCAGCAUUAAACAAACAUGCCGAGCGCGCACACAAAACCAUGUUUGAGGUCCAGGAGCUUCGCCAACUCGCCAAAGAUCUGCAAAUACAGGUUGUCGAUUUCGAAGGCUUCAUCAGUGCACUCAACGAACAAGGUUACCUUCUGAAGAAAGGGCACAGGAUUUAUCAACUUCAAACUAUCUGAAUGAAUCUGUUUAAGUGUAUUUAUUCUGGUUUUGUGUUGUAUUAAAUUUACUGUGUUGUUUUUUAACCUGGCAAAACAUGAUAUAUAUGUUAAUAUGUAAUUGUAUUGUUGUAAAGUACUGUGUUGUUUCUGUAAUAUUUGGAAAGUUCCAUAUUAUUAUUGUACAUUGUUUACAUGUUCAUAAAUAUCCACAUAAGUUUUCUUUAAAUAGUAUGUACCUGUUAAUGAAAAGUGUUUUAGCUGAUAACACUAUGCAUUAAGCAAUCAAACACUGACCACAUGUCUGAACAUUAAAUCUGAAGAGUUCAAUUGUAUUAUAUAGAAUAUUUUUUUUGCAAUUUUUUUUAUUUUUUUUAUUGAAUGGUGGGUUGUAGAUGGGUGCUAGCUAAGUUAUCCUCAGCAGAUGCACAUCUGUUAAGUAUUUUUAAAUAGUCAAAUGUCACUGCAACUGAACACUGUAGGUAAAAAUGAUCUUAUUACAAUCCAUACAUA
This is a messenger RNA of Myxocyprinus asiaticus (Chinese sucker), 3506 nucleotides long. RefSeq names its product minichromosome maintenance 8 homologous recombination repair factor (gene mcm8). Lineage: Eukaryota; Metazoa; Chordata; Actinopteri; Cypriniformes; Catostomidae. The record is from RefSeq and is a predicted model, not a curated record. Bases 420 to 3014 code for a protein of 864 amino acids. Gene Ontology annotation, molecular function: ATP hydrolysis activity; ATP binding; single-stranded DNA helicase activity. The transcript has 20 exons. Gene Ontology annotation, cellular component: MCM complex; nucleus. Gene Ontology annotation, biological process: double-strand break repair via homologous recombination; DNA replication.